GGGCGGAGACGGGAGGGCGGGGGCGGCGGCGGCCCCGGCGGGACUGGCGGGAGGCGGCGGGGAGCGCGUCGUCCUGUUCGUUCCUUUCUCUUCCAUUCCUUUAUUAUCCUUCUUUUCCCGUCUCUUUCUUAUCCCGGUCUACCCCGUCCUUUUCUUGUCCUUUUCCCUCUUCCCUUCCCUUCUCCUUUCUUUUUCCCGUUCCCGUUCCUGGCGGAGCGGAGCGGCCGGGGGCAGUUCCAGCUCCUCCCGCGUGCGGUGUCGUCUCCGGCUUGACGCCACUUGAGUUUUGGUUGAGUUUUGGUUGUGUUUUGGAUGUAUUUUGGUUGAGUUUUGGUUGAGUUUUGGUUGUGUUUUGCUCUCGGGGGCUCUUGGUAUUCGUUGUCACUGCUGCCACAUCGCGGUGAGGGUGGGGUGUGCUGGAGGUAGCCGGGAAAAGGAGUGGGGAUGGGAGAGGAAUUGAACGUUUCACAGUCACGGAAUUAUUUCCGUUGGAAAAGCUCUUAAAGAUCAGUGAGGCCAACCAUUCCCCCAGCACUGCCGCAUUCACCACAAACCCAUAUCCCCAAGUGCCUCAUCCACUCAUUUUUUUAAACACUUCCACGGAUGGUGACUCCACCUCUGCCUUGAGAAGCCUUUUAUGAUGCUUGGCCACCCUUUCUUUGAAGAAAUUUUCUCCAGUAUCCAACCUGAACCUCCCCUGGCACAACUUGAGGCUGUUCCCUCUCCUCCUGUCCCUGCUCCCAGGGAGCACAGCCCAACAUCACACGGCUGUCCCCUCCUGUCAGGAGUUGUGCAGAGCCAGGAGGUCCCCCCUGUGCCUCCUUUUCUCCAGGCUGAGCCCCUUUCCCAGCUCCUUUAGCCGUUCCUGGUGCUGCAGCCCUUUCCUAGCCCCGUUCUCUUGCCUGGGCUCUCUGUGUCAGUUUCACUGAUCCCUCAUUGUGGUCAAACCCCGAGGAGGUGCCUGUGCUGGGCUGUCCUGGCUGGAGUUGUGCCCAGGGAGUCUCGGGCUGCCCAGCUCUCUGUGCCUCCGUUCCUGCUGCAGAGCUCAGCUGGCCCAGCCGUGCUUUGGCUCUGCUACCUUCCCUUGCCUCUCAGGGUUCUCAGGGUGCUUUGUGUGUUCUGGGAUGAGUUCCGGGUGGUUACUGAAUCCCGGGGCUGCCGUGGGAUCCACGUUGGGUGUUUGUGAUGGUCACAGAUUCCUCCCGAGCUUUUGUGGCGGAGGAGGAUUCGGUCAUGGAUCAGGAGAGCUGUGGUUGAUAGUAGAGCUCAGGGGCUGUUUCCUGGCAGUUUGCACAUCCACAAUUGUCUCUACUCCAGGGAAUAUUACACAGUGGAUGAAAAGAGUUCCCAGAAGCAAUUGCUGUCAAACAGAAAGUGUUUUCUCUGCCAUUAUGGAAAGCUUCUGGUUUAGGAUAAAACCUCAGAUCAUGAGAUAGCUUAAACUGAAAUUCUGGUCAGGAUUCCUCCAAAUUCGACAUCAAUUUCUUGAUUUCCUUUAGAUGAUGAUAAUAAUUAUGGUUAUUGUAUAUUAUCUAGAUUAUAUGUUACUAUGUAUUUAUUAUUAUCAUUACUAUUAUUAUUUUAUUACAAUUUUUAAAUAAUCCAUGGAAUGAAUGCAGCUGUAUAAAAUAAAUAUGUAUCAACUACAAUCAAUUAAUUUUACUUUAUCCCUGGGUGCACAUUUCCAAUUGACAAUAAAUAGUUACUUUACCACUUCCUGGAUCCAACUGAACCCAUUAAAAUUAAUUCUUUUGGUUCUCUGGAGUGGCCCAUAGUCCCUGGUUAUUUAUUCACAUUUGUAGAUGAAAGUUGUGCCUAAAGGAACAGUUGGGAGUGAAGGCAGAUGGAAAAGUAGCUCAUUGUUCCUUCUGAUGACUUUGCAGGAAAAUUGAGCCAGUCUCUGGUCUCUGCUGAUGCAUUUUUUAGUGGCACUGUCAGGAUUUAUGUGGGAAUCAUGUGCUGGUGUUUGCACUGGAUUUGGUGAAUGAAUUUAUUUGGCAGAAAUAAAUAUUCCUAUUUCUUGAAAAUAAUCCGUGGGUGUUUUUUUUAAUGGAAGCAUAAAGGACAGAAGAUGAAUGUUUGAAUACUCAGUAUUUUGUGUGUUGUGCUGCUUACUUAGAGUAAUGAACAGAAAGAGAAGUUUGGACAGUAAAACUGGUGUGUCUGGUCAAGAAAACAGGAAUUCUGGUGAACUGAAGGAAAUGUAGAUUUUUUUUUUUUAAUUUUUCUGUUUUGAAAUAAGUAAAGAAAUAAAUCUCCCAGUGUCUUUCUGUUCUCUCGGCUUUCCUGCCAUCCUUAAUGCCACAUCCAUAGGGAGGUGUCAGUGUUGCCACACACAGACUGUUCACCAAAAGAAAUCUCCUUUUUCGGUCAAAAAAAAGUAAUCUGGUUGACAGAUCCCUCUGUGAAUGUCACAGAAUUUUAUUCUAUUGUUUUUAUUGAAUUUGAUAAUUUCUUUGGUGAUGUUAAAUAAGAUUUCUUCCAGUCCACCAUUUUUUGGUCUUCCAUGAGCUUAUUUCCCUCAAGGUUUGUUUAUGGAUCUGCCUUAGGCCUUUCUAAAGUAUCAUAACAGCACAAUUAUUUUUGAGUGUUGGUGUAUGAGACUUGAGGAGGUUUAUUCUUACGGGCUGGAAGUGAAGGAGGAUGAAGAGGAGAAAGAAAACUCUACUUCAGUAACUAUGGGAGAAAUCCCCAUGGACAACCUGGCAUGAUACAGAUUUCUUUUUUUUUUUUCUCUCUUUUUGGUUAGGAAAAGAAAUUAACCUGUUCUUUAACCAAAUUAAUCUAACACCCUAAAAAGGGAAUACUGAGGGAGUUUUUUCCAUUCUGCUUAAGACAUUUUUAAAGAUUCAUUAAUUCUAGGAAGCAGUAACCUUGAAGACUGAAGCAAAACAAUUUCUAACUCUUCUCUUCACCACUCAUAAAUGUAUGGGGACAAUGCACAGCGCUUUAUUUUAUUCUGGUAACAUGAAACUUCCUCGUGGUUGUUUUUUUGUAUCACCUAGGAAAAGUUUUAUGAUGUGAAAUUGUUGCAAAGAAGCCUUUUCAACUUAAGAGAGCUUAAAAGAUUUGCCGUGAUUCUUUCCUCUGUUGUUGGAGUAAAUAUGUGUGAAUUCCACUUCUCGGUAUCUUGUUGGACUUUUCAUUCUCUCCUGCCUAUCCUUGAGCUUUUUGUCAUUCUCCAAACAUGUAAAUACCUGAUAUUUGUUUCAAGUUAAAGAAUGCUAUUUCCCAGACAAUUAUGAUUUUUGGGUGUCUUGCUCUUCUUCAUGGAGAUAAAAAGCUACAGUUGUGUUCUGUAACCAUUAAAAGUAGAAUGAUCUGAAAUUCAGGCAAAUGAGAUUUUUUUACUGGUGCUUUUCCCCCCAGCCUACUUUUAAAGUUCCUGUUUGUAGCAAGUCAAAACCAGUUUUUAAGUCCGUUGAGCUCGAGGUGAGUGGUGAUUCCAGGUGGAAUGAGGUGAGCACUGCAAACUGGCAGAGGAACGUAUUGAUGCAAAUAUAUCAUCAGCUCAUCUCUCCCUGUUUUUCUUGCUUCCUCUCCCUCUGGUCUGUUCCCCCUCCUCUUGCCCAAAAGUUAGAAAUGUCCCCUUGCUUUGACAGGUGGAGGAACAAGCCUCUUUGGAGGUUUCUUCUUGGUGCCAGUUUGCAGCCCUAGUUAGUUGAGGGCGCAGUGAGGGCAGCUCUGUUUACGCACACAUGUCUCUGCAGUGCUUUGGGCAGUAGAUUGUUCUGCUCAGAGUCCGGGAGCUCUUUGCAGAAGAGCUUGCUUUGGACAAACUCCACCGGAGUGGAAAAGGUUCUUUGUCUUGCCAUGGACUCAGAAAAUCUUGGCAUUUGGAACAGUCCCAACUGACUUGUGUUUUGACAAGAUCUGUUGGUCUCUUGCAUUUCAGGCUGUAUGUACCGAGUCAUUCAGACAACGGGACCAGAUGGAAAAAACCUUCUGAAAUUGCUUCCCAUUUCUAAAACUUCUGGAAGCUUUGUGCCAAUAGUUCAGUCUCCAGCCAUGCCAAAUAAUUCUAAUGCAAAUGUUUCUAGCCCAGUCCAUCUUACUUUCAAGACACAGAUUGGCAAUACUGCUGCACUUUCAUCUGUUAAGAUACCGAUUUUUCAGCCUCCUAAUCCUGGAAAGAUUAUUCUUACGAGGACAUUAGACAAGCAGGAAAAUGCUAGGGCAGGUUCUGAAAAGGAAAGCUUGAUUUCAAAUGCAGCUGCCAAUGCCCAGAGCAGCUGUGUGCCCAUGGAUGGAGUGUCCUUGCAGAACGUGGCCAUCACGAGCUCCUCUCACCAGAGCAGCCCAACCUACACAGUGGUGAAUACCAAACCACUCCCAGUGACUGUUAAGUCUCCAAUGCUGCCCUCCGGACACCACCUGCAGAUUCCAGCUGAUGCAGAAGUGAAAUCUGUCCCAGCGUCUCUUUUGCCACCUGCAAUACAGCAAAAAAUCCUGGCAGCUGCAGCCACCAAUGUGUCUGGAGGGGCUGACAGUACAAAAGCACCAACAGUGAUUUACGUGUCCCCCGUAAACACAGUGAAAACCUCCCAAGUCCUGCCCAAGCACUUGCAGAGCUUUUGCCCUCAACCUGCCACGGAAGUUUCAAAGACACUGAUAGUGACAGCUGCCCAGAAGGGAUCUGGUUCUUCUCUUGAGCCAGUCACAUCCGAGGGGCAGCAGUGCCAGCAAACUCCCAUGAAAUGGAUUGUGCAAGAAACUGCCCCGCUUUCAGCAGCUUGUCGUAUCCCUGUAAAGUCUUCAAGUAAUGUGGCUUCCAAGAUCCUGAAAACUUUGUCAGACACGAAGAACGUAGAAGUUAACCCUGCAAAUAUUUUACCACUCUGUUCUAAUGGUCCUGGUGGAAGCCAAACCAAAAUCACACGUUUAAAAGAUAAUGCUCUGGUCAUGUACAAUGGGAAAGUCUAUUUAUUGGCCAAAAGAGGCUCUGAUGUUCUGUCAGCCCAGGCUGACAAACAGACAUCUCCCUCUUCUGAUGCUUUACUUAAAAAGGAGACACCUGAGCAAAUUGAUUCUACUGAAGUCAAUAAAAUAACCAGUAAAGUGGUGAAUCUGGUGUUGUCAAAAAGCAAAGCAGUGGUGCUGUCUCAGAAAGACCCAAAACCAUGUACAGUUUCCAAAAAUUCAUCACCAAUUAGCUUAAGAAAUGACUUACAAUCCACAUCUGCAGCUCUGCUGACACCAAGUGCUAAUCAGCAGGAUCCCACUGUUAUCCUGAGACAGAGUUUGCCCUUCACCAAGAACAUUUCUUGCAGUGAAGUGAUCCCAGUUCCAGCAGUAGGGAUGCAGGAGAGUGUGUGGCAAAAUGGCAAAGACAUAAGUCAUUCCCCAAGAGCAGCAGGGGCUGUGUUACCUCAGGCUAAGCAGGAAUGUGCUGUCAGUGAAGACUGGCCAAAGAUGCAAUGUGUAAAGAUGGAUUCACCGGGAAAGGUUAUUCAAAUCAAUCACCAAGAGCACUCACACUGGAGACAAUAUUUGGAAUUAAGGAAAAAAUUUGGUCUCUAUAAGGAAGAGAGAGUUUACCUUACAAGAGUCCCAUUAAGGGCCUUCUGUGAGAAUCCAGAAGAAGGGGUUUGUUCCAGUGACAGCUUGGAAAGGAAAAAUGAGUCUUGCAGUUCAUCCUCAUUGGAUGUGGAAGUAAUGAGUCAUCAUCAGGAAUGUGUUAAAGAAAAGAUAAUUGUUGAUCUGGAAGACGAUUUGAAUAGGAAAAGGAAAAUAAAAUCCUCACCUUUGUCAGACAGUGGCAAGAGGAGGAGAACUUCAAUCAAAUCAGCCACAAGUCCCAGUUUAGAAAUCACCAGCUCAAGUUCCAGUGCACGUAACAGGAGUGUUUCACCUGCACCAGCCCCAGCACAGCCAAGUGUUCCCACUGGCUUCGUCGGAGUGUCCCAAGAGAGGGACUUGGAGCAGGACACGUUCCUCCGGUACAGUGACACUACCCACCCAGGGAUUUCAGUUUUAGUGACUUCUGAAGAGGAUACUUCCAUUCUGGAAGGUUCUUUCCGAGAUGAUGCUUUCCCUAUGGCUCCCCCAGACCUGGAGGAGACAAUACGGGAAGAAAGAAUCAAGCGACUGAAGCAGACCCUGCGGCAGCAGAACGCGGCGCUGGAGGAAAUGCGCCGGGAAAGGCAGCAGAGCUGAGACCCCUGCCCUGGAGAUCCCAACCUCAUGCAUCACCUCUUCAGUGACUUCAAGAGGAAAUCCCUUGCUUAAAUGAAUAUUUUCUGGUAGAUGGAAGAACUAGAUGAAUUUUAAGUAUGUGUGUAUUUAGAGAACUGUAGGUUUUUGUUAAAUGACAGAAAUAAGAGAGUUGACCAUCAAAUUCUACUUCUAGGACAUGAUCCAAGAGCACAGACAAAGGGCAUUUUUACCAGCAUAUUCCCCAUAUUUUGAAUAGAGGGGGUUCUGUAUUAGCCUCAGCAAAUAAACUUUCCCCUUUUGAAUUCCAUGGCCUGGCUUUUAGAACCCCAAUGAAAAUUGCAAACCCUAGUUGUAGAUACUUUUUUGUUUGUUUUUCUUAUGUGCAUGAGAACUUUGAUAACUCCUGAGAACUGUUAAUUUUCAGAAGAGGUCAACAGUCAGUGGUUAAUAAAUGCUAUUUAAAUUAUCUGGGAAUUGGACUUUAGACAGUAACAGUGCAGAUAUUUAUACAAAACCUCUUGCAGAUGUGAAGACAGAGGCAGGAGGAACCCUGUGACAGUUGUUUGGAUUCACGAUUCUCUCUGUCAUUAUUGUGAGCCUUUAUAAGGCCAUGGCCAGCUGUGCAAUGUGGAAAUUUGGUUGUGGGGUUGUUUUGGAAGAGUGGGAUGUAUUUUUUUUUAAGCAGAAUUCUGUUAAAAAUAAUUUCUUGAAGCUAAAAGACUUCUUUAUCCCUGGGUGGUAUCUUUAACAAUCCUCAAUGAGUGUUUUUUAAUUUGUUGUUGUUUGAACAUGUCUCUUGCCACCUUCAGUUGUGGUACCUUAGUUUGCCUUGUAGGAGGGGAUGUGCCCUCAGACUGUCUUUACAUCCUAAUUUUUGGAGAACUUUGUGUGUAUUUCCCCACCGUGCUCUGUUGUACAUGUAGGGACACCUUUCCUUGUCCUCUAUUGUCCAUGUCUGAUCAUUGCAGGUUCCUUCUGCAGUUUUUCAGUUUCCCUUUCACCAAAUAAUAACUUUUUUUACCAGCAGAGUUUAUUAUUGCUUUGUUCCUGUCUGUUUGUAUUUAUGUUAAACAUCACCAAUCCUGGCAAAGUUCUGCUGCAGAUUUGUGUUCAUGGAAGGCUUCUUUUUUUACUGUCCUUACUUUUGUUUUUAUUCUUAUUUUGUUUCAUUUUAAUCAAAUUCUCAUCUGCAGGGUUUUCAUUUAUUAUCCCAUGGAUGCCCAGUUUAUCUAUAGGGUUUUGGUGGAGGAUGGAUGUUUCUUGGAGAGCUUAGUCCUGUAUUCCUUAUUUAUUUAAGUUUUCACAGUGGGAAAAAUUCCAAUGGAUUGGAGAGGCAGGAGAGGUUUUUAGAAGCGAAGAAAAAUGAAGUUCCUGCUCUGAAGAAUCACAGAAUCAGAGAAGGGUUUGAUGUGUAAGGGUUCUUAAAGCUCAUCUCAGUCUACCCCCUGCCAUGGGCAGGAACACGUUCCACUAUCCCAGGUUGCUCCAAGCCUCAUCCAGCCUGGCCUUGGAUACUUCCAGGAAUGGGGAGAUCUUAAGCUAGGCCGAGGUGAUGGCCUAGAUGCACAGUGGUGGGUGAAGAAGGAAGGUGAAUAAUGUAAAUAAACUCUGCAGUGAUUGAGAUUA
Agelaius phoeniceus (red-winged blackbird) is the source of this 7782-nucleotide messenger RNA. NCBI's taxonomy places the organism in Eukaryota, Metazoa, Chordata, Aves, Passeriformes, Icteridae. The record is from RefSeq and is a predicted model, not a curated record.